GCCGAGUGAGGAGCCGGUAUGUACCUACUAACCACUAUGGAGAAAAUGAUCGUUUUGCUGCCACUUCUUACAGCCUGUUUGUUACAUCGUGCCGCUGCCGCGACUGGACUUUGUGACAAGGAUCACUUCCAGUGUGGUGAUGGAAAAUGUAUUCGUGUACACUGGCUGUGUGAUGGGCAAUCUGAAUGUGAUGAUGGUUCAGAUGAGUCACUGGAGACAUGUAGGAAUAAGACCUGCAGUGCUCUUGAGUUCAGCUGUGGUGGCCGUGUUAACAAGUGUAUUCCCAUAUCCUGGCACUGCGACUCCCAAAAGGACUGUGAAAAUGGCUCUGAUGAGGAGAACUGUCCUGCACGUCUUUGCAAAGACCAUGAGUUCCAGUGCAAUGAUGGGAAUUGCAUCUCUUUGAAAUUUGUCUGUGAUGAUGAUAGGGACUGUGCAGAUGGCAGUGACGAGAAUGCAUGUCCAGAGCGGACCUGUGGACCUCACUUGUUCCAGUGUGCCAAGAGCAAGCUUUGUAUCCCACAGCUCUGGGCCUGCGAUGACGAUCCAGAUUGCCCUGAUGAAUCAGAUGAGUGGCCACAGAACUGUGGACGAUCUUCCACCUUUGCACCACCUAAUCCCUGCUCUAGUCUAGAAUUUCAUUGUGGCAGUGGAGAGUGCAUCCACAUGAAAUGGCGCUGUGAUGGCGGUGUAGACUGUCGGGAUCAAUCUGAUGAAGCUGGCUGUGCUGUGGCAACCUGUCGGCCAGAUGAAUUUCAGUGCAGUGAUGGAACCUGUAUUCAUGGAAGCUUCCAGUGUAAUAGGGAGUUCAACUGCCAUGACCAGAGUGAUGAAAUUGGCUGUGUCAAUGUGACCAAGUGUGAGAGUCCACACAAGUUCAAGUGCACAAGUGGUGAAUGUAUAAUGAUGGACAAAGUUUGUGACUCUCACCGGGAUUGUCGAGAUUGGUCAGACGAGCCUUUGAAGGAGUGUGGUGAAAAUGAAUGUCUGAAUGAAAAUGGUGGAUGCUCUCACAUCUGCAAAGAUCUGAAGAUUGGCUACAAGUGUCUCUGUCGUCCUGGUUUCAGACUAAUUGAUAAUGCAAAGUGUGAAGAUAUCGAUGAGUGUGAGAAUCCAGACACAUGCAGCCAAAACUGUAUCAACCUGGAAGGUGGAUUUAAGUGUGAGUGUAAGGAAGGCUAUCAAAUGGACCCAAUGACCAGGCAAUGCAAAGCUAUUGGUACAGUUGCCUACCUAUUCUUCACCAGUCGGCACGAGGUCAGGAAGCUUACCCUUGAUCGGAGUGAAUAUACCCAGCUGAUCCCCAGGCUGAAGAAUGUUGUGGCACUAGACAUGGAGGUGGCUGCAAACAAAAUAUACUGGGCUGAUUUGUUUCAGAAAAAAAUCUUCAGUGCCCACAUGGAUAAAACUGAGAACUCUUCCCAUCAUUCCACUGUGAUUGAAACUGAAAUCCAAGCACCAGACGGCUUGGCUGUGGACUGGAUUCACCAGAACUUAUACUGGACAGAUCUUGCAACCAGCACCAUCUCUGUAGCUAACACAGCUGGAACAAAGAGGAAGGUUCUCAUCAAAGAACAACCACUUUCAAAGCCCAGGGCCAUUGCAGUGGAUCCAGUUCAUGGCUUCCUGUAUUGGAGUGAUUGGGGCUCCCCUGCUAAGAUUGAAAAAGGAGGGUUGAACGGAGUGGACCGUAUGCCACUGGUCACUGAAGGAAUUGAAUGGCCAAAUGGAAUCACCCUGGACUUGGUGAAUCAGCGGCUGUACUGGGUGGACUCAAAGUUGCAUACUUUGUCUAGUAUUGGUGUUGCUGGAGACAACAGGAAAACCUUGAUCAUCUCCCCAGAGAAACUGACUCAUCCCUUCUCUAUAGCUUUGUUUGAGGACAAGGUAUUUUGGACUGAUAUGGAUCAUGAAGCCAUUUUCAGUGCCAACAGACUCACAGGGGGUGAUAUUCUAACAGUCAUUGAGAACCUGGAUGUUCCUCAGGAUAUUGUCCUCUACCAUAAUCUCCGACAACCCAAAGGUAUUAAUUGGUGUGAACAGAAUGGGCAAGUAAAUGGUGGCUGUGAACACCUGUGCCUUCCAGCACCACAAAUCAAUGUUCAUUCUCCAAAAUACACUUGUGUUUGCCCAGAUGGAAUGCAACUGGGACCAGACAUGAGAAAAUGUAUCCCAGCUACUGUCAUGCCUACCAAGUCAAGCACAGACAAAAGUGGUCCUAAUUAUGCUAAGUCCGUUACAACCAAAAGUACCACUACAACUAGGAAAAUGAACACCCAGACCGCCCAUGUUCCCUCCGACAACACUGUAUACUCAGCAGUCCCUACUCUCCAUGAGCUGCUCACUGUUUCACAUCAAGCAGGGGGUGAGGUUGCAGCUAAAGCUGCUACAGAAGGCCACCGAGGGACUAAUGCCUUAUGGAUUGUUCUACCUCUUGCCAUCCUGUCAUUGCUUGCUACUGCUGCUUAUUUCAUUUGGAAAAAUUGGAAAUUGAAGAACACCAACAGUAUUAACUUCGAUAAUCCAGUCUACCAGAAAACCACUGAAGAUGAUGAAGUUCAUAUAACCCGGAACCAAGUCGGCUACACUUAUCCUACGAGAGCUGUUGUGAGUUUAGAAGAUUAUGGUGCUUGAUACAAGAAGCCGGAUACAAAGUGCCUCAUGGAGUGAUUUGCUGCUUAUGCAUCUAGACUUUAAUUCUGCAGUUUGCAGAUAUCCUACAGUGCUGUAGAGUUGGGUGUUUUCAAAAAAAAACUCCUUCCACCCCCUCUUCUAAAAUAGCCACUCCGCGUGUAAGGUGUUUUCAGUUAGGUUAUCUUUUAAUUGUUUUUGCACUUGUGCUAUUACUGUGGAUUUUUUUUAAUUGAAGGAUUUUCAGAGAGCCUCUGGAAAUGACUGUGAGCUUUUAGUUUUUGUAAAGUACAAAACAUCCUUUUUGGGAUUUUUUUUUUUUUGCAAGAUGCCCUGGCUGACGACUUAUCUUUCAGAAGAAACUGGUGCAGUUUUGCUGAAUUACUGACUGAAGAGAAGGAGUGUGUGUGUGUGUGUGUGUGUGUGUGAUGUUUAAUCUGCGUUUUGCCUAAGCUGUUUCUUUGUAAAUUGCAUGCUUUCUCCAUGUACAGCUGCAUGCAGGGACAAAAGGCAAUUUUAAGCUGGCACUUCUGUCACCACAUUCUACAACCUCUUGAGGUCAACUUUUUUUAUAUUGAGUCUGGUGUUUACUUGACUCACCAGUGCUAGAAUUGUACAUAAUGCAUCAAAUUGGAAUACACUGGACUUUGUUAAAGGCUGUAUCAAACAGUGUGGAUUCUUGCCAUCCUCCCUGUACUUUUAUGGGGGCAUGUCUAUCCCUCACUACUGAGCCUGACUGACUUUCUUUCAAAGUUGGUGCCAGACCAUAAGCCAAGCUUGCUUUUGUUUUUUUUUGUGAAUAUGUGUAUAUACAUAUUGUAUAUUGUACAGGUGUUUUUCUUUUCAGAAGGAAUAGUUUUUAACUGCAGAGUUGGUGUAUGUUUUUUAAUUUAUUUAUCCAGUAUCUCAGCCUCUAGUCUGACUUUGUGCCACCUUGUAUAUUUCAAGGUGUUGGUGCUGAGUUUAAAUAUGUCCCCAGUCCAAUGUGCACAAAAACCUCUAUCUUCCUUCUGUCUUGUUUUUAAAAUGUAUGUUUACAGAAGCUGCUUUCUGACAGCCUAUCAGAAUGGAUUUGUCUUUCUACAUAGAUUUACACAAAGAGCAUAUAUUUAUUUAUAAAAAGAAACGAUUUUUUUAAAUGUUGUGAAAGUGGAGCCUGUUACAUUUGAAAGUCAGGCACCCACUACUGGCCAAGUAAAUGUAGGAGCCCUGCAAUCAGUGAGGUUUUUUAUGAUUAGCCUGAUCCAAGUACCAUUUUUAAUAAAGUAGUUGGUGUUCUACAUAAUGUCUCACUGCACACUUGCUCUCUCAUCCUCUCCAACUCCAUACAAUCUUCAGUCUGACACUGCUGCUUUGUGUGACUGAAGAGCCUGUACUCUUGAAGGUUUUCAAUGUCAAAUUCUGGAAAUGUAUGGGAAGGUGGCUAGGAAUUUGUAAAAUCACUGACCAGGCAAUAUCUGAAGCCUGCAUGUUUUCAGUAGUGGUGUGCUCAUGUUUAAGUGUCAAGUGGGUUCAGUCACUUUUAUUUGUUGUCUUUCUGUCUUUUUUGUGUGUGCAAAUGCCUUAUUACCUCUUGCCACAAAAUGUAGUGUCUCCCUUGACAUGAUUUUUGCCAUGUUUUUCAAUCUUAAGAUAUGAGUUUAUUGCUGUCUGUUUCAGUUUUUAACUGUUUCCCCACAACUGUGGGUUUUUUUUAAAAUUUCUGGCUACCUACUGAACUCUUUUUUUUUCAGCCCACUCCAUCUGUUCAGCAAAUGUUUGGGACCAUGUGAAUGAUUUUUUUCAGUCUAAAUCUUGGUGACUGUAUUUGUAAUUGUUUUGCCAACAAUUGACUAAAUAAAAUUUUCUGACUGUCAUGGUA
This is a messenger RNA of Hemiscyllium ocellatum (epaulette shark), 4492 nucleotides long. RefSeq names its product low density lipoprotein receptor a (gene ldlra). Lineage: Eukaryota; Metazoa; Chordata; Chondrichthyes; Orectolobiformes; Hemiscylliidae. The transcript is spliced from 18 exons. Bases 19 to 2634 code for a protein of 871 amino acids. Gene Ontology annotation, molecular function: calcium ion binding; protein binding. The record is from RefSeq and is a predicted model, not a curated record.